Molecule: messenger RNA, 2988 nt
Organism: Cyclocybe aegerita
Lineage: Eukaryota; Fungi; Basidiomycota; Agaricomycetes; Agaricales; Hemipholiotaceae
Source: the annotation of a GenBank genome assembly
AUGUCAGAAUCUUGCCCUCCUCAAGCAUUCAUCGACAUCGAUUUCAAGCCCCACUGGCUGGUCAUGGCUGUACCAAGCAUUCUUGGACUCAAUGGCCAACUUCUCAAUGCUAGCAAGAUUACAUUUUAUCACGACAUUGAUGAUAAGGAGCCCCUCCCUCCUGCUGUCCCAGCCCAAUCUAUGGGUCGUGGUCAGUGUGUCAAAUUGAUCGCUCGCUUCCAAGCCUCUGUUCGGUCUGACCAGUUUGACAAUGAUGGCCAGCUGGAUGCUGCUCAGCCAAAGCACCGCCACAAGAAGAAGACGAAAGCAGCAAAUCCCGACACCGAUGCUGAAGAUGGAACUUUUGCCAUUGACUUGAGCUCAGAUGCAGAAACAAUGGACAGCAGGAGUGAUGUUGAGGGAAGGCUUGUUACGAACACAGAGCUCGCCAACAUGCUUCCAGCCAAGACUAUCCCAGGUGGUGUGUCGCGUAAGCACUCCAAGCGCCGCCAGUCCUCCAGUGCUGCUCUCUCCACCGCGAAGAAGCCCUGUCAGCGUGCCACAGUCGAAGAUGCUGAAAACAAUGAAGUACAGGUUGUCAACAUGCUGACAUUGAUCAUCAUCACUGAGGCACCUCCACUACCAUCUCACCCUCUGUCUCUCAAGAAGGCCGGAUCAGCCUCAAGUGUUGCAAGCACAGCGACACACGGGAAGUGCAACAACAUCUACCUGUUCUACAAGGAGGUGACCACCGCCACUGAUGGAACCACUGUUGAGGGCAAUCGGUACUACCGUUGCUAUCAUGGCUCAUGCAAGGUUUUUACCAUCACACCUGCUAUGAAACACAGUGUCAAAAACAUGAUCCAUCACCUCGAGGCCCACUUCCCUCAGAUGCACAAGCUUUGGGCACACCUUGAACAACGCAGGGAGCCACCUACUGAAAUUGAAAUCAAGAUCACGUCAGCUUCAAAGGAGUUGAGCCAGAAAGAUAUGGCUGACUACCUGAAGGUGCGAGAGUUGGCAGAGCCGAUAUCCACGCUCGAUGACACCUUUUCAAAACAAUUGGCGUCAACUUGGGAUCAAGGACACUUUGAAGAGCUCCUUGCCAAGUGGAUCAUUGAAUGUGAUGAGCCGUUUGAUGUUGUUGAACGUCCAUUGUUCAAGGAGCUACUUUCCUAUGUACAUCUAUUUUCAUGCCAACCGCUGAAGACACCAGGCUGCACCACAAUAUGUACAAAGAUCAUGAAGCUUGGGGAGGACACUAUUGAGGGAGUCAAAUCUUCGUUUGAGGCUCUUGAAUCACAAGUGUUGCUCUCUUUGGACGCUUGGACAUCAGAGAAUCAGAUUGUGUUUCUUGCUAUAGUUGCUCACUACAUCACAAACAAUGGGGAAUCAGAAGAGCUUCUGAUCGACUUCAAAGAAAUCAUUGGAGAACACAGUGGCGAGAACAUGGUGUCGAUGGUCUGGGAGACGCUUGAGCUUUAUGGUUUGAAAGGAAAGAUUGUGUCCCUCAUUAUGGACAAUGCAUUUAACAAUGACACACUUGUUGAGGGUAUAGCAUCGCGGUGCAAGCAAGAGGGCAUCCCUUUUUCGGCACAGGAUGCGCGUGGCUGCUGCAUGCCCCACACAAUUCAUUUGGCCGCUGUACUGCUCCUCGAGAACAUUGGUGCCAUCUCCAUCGGUGAAGCUACUCGAGCAGGCACAAGUUCUGUUGUAUAUCAGGAAGCUGCUGGCAGCUCUGCACCUGGUGAUGAUGACGAAGACCCAAAUAUUGUCGACAGCAAGCCCCUCAACCUCGAUACCAUUGACCCAAUUGACACAUCGGCAAUUGGCAAGCUUCGCAAGAUUGUUUGUGCUGUUCGUUCCAGCCCCCAAUGUCAUGCUGCAUGGCUUGACAAGAUACGCUCACAUAACGUGGCAACUAGGGACAACUUGAAGUUGCUCAUGUUAAUCUUGGACAUCCAGCGUGCUGCAGAGCUCAAGAAGCCACUCAACAACUUUGUUGCAAAGACCUGCCAGCUUCGUCCGUAUGAGCUGACUGACCAGGACUGGACCUCAGUCAAGAUGGUCAUGGACUGGCUUCAUAUCUUCAAGGAUGCGACCCAACAGAUGUUGGAUAAGCUCAAGACCAUCCUACACUCCCUGCCUGCCAAUGUUCCCACCAAUGUCAAGAACGGUCUGGUUCGAGCCCAUCAAAAGCUGAGUGAUUAUUACUUCAAGUUUGACCAGUCGCCGCAUGUUUGUUGGGCCGCCUUGUUGGACCCGCGCAUCUCUUACACUGCUCUCGCUGAAGACUUUGCCAACAACCUUGAUCUUUCUGACAGCCUUGAAACUCUCAAAACCGAGCUCAGAACAUACUAUCUCACCAAUUAUGCUGGACGUCACACUCCUUCCCCCUCAUCCACUCAAGCCUCAUCGCAUUCGACUCUGGGGACCUCGGUGUCAUCAGCACCUAUCACCAACUUCACUGCUCACUAUCAGUGUCAGGACUUCAACGCAUGCGACCCCAUCAAGUGGUGGUAUGCUCAUCAUCUUCAGUUCCCCAACCUCUAUCGCCUUGCUCAUGAUAUUCUGGCCAUACCAGGAUCUGCUGUUGCUGUUGAGUGCAUCUUCUCGGGUGGCUGUGACAUGAUUUUGAUUCGUCGUGCCAGCCUCAAGGCAAAAACCAUUUGCACGUUGAUGAUCCUCAAGCAGCACCUUCGUCUGGCUCAUGCCAUGCCUGCCGUUUGUAGAUAUCCCCUAUUCUCAUUGCCCCCCGCCACACCCAGAACCCACCCUGCCAUCCCACUAGCCCCUAUCAUGCAUGCCCCACCAUCCCUCCCUGUUUCAGACAGAUUUCCCAUGCUUUCCCCACCCCUCCCGCCCCCGCAGGCCUACCCAACCCCCGCCCCACCCCCAGGAGGGUUGUUUGGUCAUUUAUUUACCCCCUCCCACCUCCAAACAAAUCCCUAUGGCCCCAGCAUCUUCAGCAAACUCACCCCAGCAGCCUCAGAAAACCUGACUGCUUAA